This is a messenger RNA of Rhineura floridana, 5239 nucleotides long. Its product is annotated as neurexin-2-beta-like. The transcript is spliced from 6 exons. NCBI's taxonomy places the organism in Eukaryota, Metazoa, Chordata, Lepidosauria, Squamata, Rhineuridae. The coding region runs from base 235 to 1722 and encodes 495 amino acids. The record is from RefSeq and is a predicted model, not a curated record.
CUGAACAAUAUUUUUUUCCCACUGCUCACUGGAAGGCAAGCCGUUGAUUGGGUCAGAAGGGCCAUCCUUGGAAGCAUGUUCCACAGUCAUGGUACCAUCACUGAAAAGGUCCUGUCUCUUUUGUUCAUCCACUUAGCGGAUUAGUGGGCUAAACCAUUGUUAAAGGACCAGGGAACAGUUGGGGUCAUUUUCAACGUGGGCACGGAUGACAUCACCAUUGAGGAGAGCAACGCCAUGGUGAACGAUGGCAAGUACCACGUCGUGCGCUUCACCCGGAGCGGUGGCAACGCAACGCUGCAGGUGGACAAUUGGCCUAUCAAUGAGCGAUACCCGGCAGGGAACAGUGAUAAUGAGCGGCUGGCGAUUGCUAGACAGAGAAUUCCGUAUCGGCUCGGUCGAGUAGUAGAUGAGUGGCUACUCGACAAAGGUCGCCAGCUGACGAUAUUCAACAGCCAGGCAGCCAUCAAAAUCGGAGGCCGGGACCAGGGCCGACCCUUCCAGGGCCAGAUCUCGGGGCUCUACUACAAUGGACUCAAGGUGCUGUCCUUGGCAGCUGAGAGCGAUCCAAACGUGAAGGUGGAGGGGAACCUGCGGCUGGUGGGCGAGGUGCCGUCUGUCAUGACCACGGAGACCACGGCCACCACUUUGCUGGCAGACAUGUCCACUACCAUCAUGGAGACCACCACCACCAUGGCCACCACCACGACGCGACGUGGCCGCUCUCCCACCAUGCGCGACAGCAUCACCCAGAACACAGAUGACCUCUUGGUGGCGUCAGCCGAGUGCCCCAGCGAUGACGAAGACCUGGAGGAAUGCGAGCCGAGUACUGGAGGUGAAUUAGUAUUGCCCAUAAUAACCGAAGAUUCUCUAGACACCCCUCCAAUUGCCACCCGCUCUCCAUUCAUCCCCCCGCCACCCACUUUUGGCCCCUUCCUCACGGUAGUGGAAGCCACCAAAGACACCCUUUCCCCGCCGUCCCAUCCGAGGCCCCCCUGUCUGGCCGACCAGGACGACAGCGACUGCGAAGAGGGGAUUGAGGCCUCCGGUUAUGCCUCAGGCGAGGUCUUCGACUCCAGCCUGCCCCCCACUGAUGACGAAGAUUUUUAUACCACUUUCCCCCUGGUCACGGAUAGGACCCUAAUUGGCCGGCCUGAAGGAGCGUCCAAAAAAGCCCACGGACACCGCCCCAACCUUAGGACAGGCCUGCCGGCUUCGCCCUCCGUCCCUGACCUCUUGACCACCACCUCGCCCAGCCUGGUCCGCAACAUCCCCGCCGGCAAAAUGAACAACCGGGAGCCCCUCAACCCCCAGCCAAAACAGUACCCCCCGCUGCCCACCUCCUUUGAACCUGACAAGCUGAACAGGCUUAAAUACCCACAUAUAACCCCUUCCCCCAAUUUCCACAAUCUGCCCACAGCUAACCCCACCGGCCCGGGGGAGAGGGGCCCUCCGGGAGCAGUGGAGGUCAUCCGGGAGUCCAGCAGCACCACCGGCAUGGUGGUCGGCAUCGUGGCCGCCGCUGCCCUGUGCAUCCUCAUCCUCCUCUAUGCCAUGUACAAAUACCGCAACCGGGAUGAAGGCUCCUACCAGGUGGACCAAAGCCGGAACUACAUCAGUAACUCGGCACAAAGCAACGGCACGGUGGUCAAGGAGAAGCCGGCCGCUGCCACCAAAACGCCCAGCAAGAGCAAGAAAAACAAAGACAAGGAAUAUUAUGUCUGAGGCCCCCCCUGGCCCCCCAGCCCCUGCGUGUGCCAGAGAGACCGACACCCAGCAGCAGGCACACACAGUGAAACCACCCAGACCUACACACCCCCAAACCUUCUGGAGAGGAGACCACCCAAAUGCACCCUUUCCCUUCCUCCGCAGAGAGGCCAACCGGUGGCGCCCUAAAAUGGCAACCUCCACCCCCCUUGGUUUGCUCAUCCCUCUUUUACUUAAGCCCUUCACUUGCAAAAAAACAAAAAGCGAGCCAAGUCAAGACGCUCCCAAGGCCUCCCUCCCUCCCUCUUUUCCACCCUGACCUUCCAAUCCUGCAGGGUUGUUGUUUUUUUCCCUUAGGCAAACUGAGGGGGAAGGGAAGCCACAGUGACCCAGGUGAGUUGUUUAGGAGCAUCAUCCUACAAUUGCCUGUUGGUCCCAGGCGAGGGACGCUGGAAAGAAGGAUUAAAGGGGGGGGGAGAUUUCAGGCUUCCCAGGUGAGGUUGAAGCCAGGAGGUUGCUUCGUGAUCUGUACGCAUGAGAGUCAUUGCCCCUCCUUGUGAGGGGCUUGGUGUGGGGCAAAAACUGUGGUCCACCCCCCCUUGCCUGAUCCCACCCUCCAGCUCCCCAGAACCACACUCUGAACCAGAGAGUCCCAGCAGGAGCCGGAGGGGCCACGCUCCUAUCUCUACAGGACCCUGACUGGACUGGGGAGCAGAGAGGUACAGUGGCCAAACACAGCCCCACUCUCUUGGAAUUCUCUAAAAAAAGGGGGGUCUGCCCUUUCUAUUGCUUCCCUCCCCCCGUCCUCUUUCUCUCUUCGUUAAUGUGUCAGAGUCUUGGAAACGUGUGGAAUAAAACAAACAAAAAGAUUUUUAAACAGACAAACAAAUUAUAAUAACUACAGCAGGUGAUGAGGAUGUUGCUCACGCUGUUGGACCGAGGAUACACCCCUCUCUAAUGGGCGGCCAACAGCCUGUCUUGUAAUAAAAAGGGGGAGCGAAAGGGAGGUGUUUGACACCCACAAAAUGCAGUUGAGAGGGGUUUGGGGUGCAGCUGCAUUGUGAAUGGAGGGGGGUUGACCAAGUAUCUCCUGGGUUUUUUUUACAUGGGUCUAAAUGAACCAACCAACCAACCUUCAGUCCCUUCCAUCCCCCCCACCGCACCACCACCACAUUCACUCUCCUCUGGAUCAAGGUGCUAUUAUUGUGGUCUUUCUUUAAACUGUGUGAAAAGCAUGUAAAACCUGGGUUGAUUUUUAAUUUCACGUUGCUUUAUUGGGGGGUCAAGAAAAAAAUGUGUGCAGAGCCAAACAUGAGGGAGUUCCUUUGCAUUUAGGCAGCAAUGUGACGGUGGCAGUUUCCCAAAGACCAGCAAGGGGGUGGCCGGUGUGUCCCUGUGCGUGAGCGAGCGACAGCAGUUGUUGCCAGUCUCCCCUCUUCCACUGCCUUCCUGGUUCUUCCAAAAAGAAAGAAAGAGAAAGAAAGAAAGCCAUAGAUAACUCUAUACAGAGCCUCUAUCUAUCUGUCUGUCUAUAAAUGCAUAUAGAUAUAUAAAGUAUAUAUAUAAGAUAUAAAAAAAUACGUCAUAUAUGGAGAGUUUAAACAAGGCUGUUUGAAGGAAGGGUCAGUCUGUGGCAUCAUUUCCGGCGUCUGACCCGGGGGGGGGGAGUCAGAUCUUAGGGUGUUUUGAGGGCCACUAAGACUCACCAGCUGUGCGAUAUUCCCAACAUGGCAGCAGGGGAGGCCUGCUGUUCAGAUCAUUUCCAGGCCAGGGCCUUGCAGUGAUGAGGCUUUGCUCACCUGAUGGAUUUUGAAGGCCUUUUUCCUGCUGCCAGAAAGCCCUGAACCAACCAGCCCCUCACAAGGGCUUUUUCUGGAGUUUCAAGAUGACAGAGUCAGUCCCUCGGCCUCCCCCCCCCCCAGUGUGGGCAGGUGUCCCUUUGGGGAUGACCACUGAGGGCGAUGGAGGGGUGUGUGGCAGACAGGACCCCCCAUAGCAGUUCAAGGGACUUGGGCAAGACCGCUUCCCUCCCCAGUGCCCACUCUGGGUCUGAUCUGCACCGCUGCCCUGGAGGACCGUGCAAGGCAAGGGGUGGCUUGUCCCUGCUCAGAGGGGGCAACUGGACAGGCAGCAACAGGGGCUUUGGGGUCAGCCAUGGGGCCCCUAUGGGAUGUGGGCCAGGUAGGUGCCCAAUAAUGUCAACCCACAGGAGGACACAGUCCGCUGGGUCUGACAUGGAAGUAGACUUGCCCCUUCCCCCCCCCAGGAAGCAAUGCCUCGGUCAAAAGCACCUUUAUUUCAGUAUAACCCCCAAAAGGCAGGACAAAAAAACAUUGAAGAGGGACAGAAGUGCACCCAGGGCAGGAAACAAGUGUAUUGCAAGGACAACAUUCGUUACAACUGCAGGAAGAGCCAGAACGGCUUGUGGAGUUAGUGUCCCUCUCACACACGCCACGCUUUUAUGUCGACCUCACUUCUUUUGGGUUCCUCUGAUGAAGCAUCCCUCAGAGCACAACCGGGAUUGAGCCACAAACUCCUGGAGGUGGAAGGGAGCCCAGUCUCUGAAGCACCUCCAGCAAGGAGAGCCCACCACCUCCCAGCUCUUUCCCAAGGCUUAGCCAAAACAGCCCCCAAACCUUUUGGUUCUAGUCCUCCCCCCCCCCCGCAUGGUGGCACUGCAGGCCUGAAGACCUCUGGGCUUCCAGGCCCCUCUGCUGGACACGCUCCAGAUGCCCUCCUUAAAAUGUGGUGCCCAGAAGUGGGCACAGGGCUCUGUGCAGCCUGGCCAGGGCAGGGCGGAGGAGAACGCCAGUCCCCUUGCUGCUUUGCGACCAUCCGGUUCCGCAAACAAAACCCACGGCUUUGUGGCGGCCCCAUGGCUGCUUCUGCGUCUGAGCGGGUUGCCCUGCAGUGGACAGGGUGCCCGGGGGCUUUGCCCAGUCCCAGCUGGCAGCAGGAGGGAAGCCACCUGCACCUGGGUCAAGGCUAAACCGUGCACAAUGAUGGCAGGCCCUUCUCAUGACCCACCACAGGCCCACCCUUGCUUGUAAUGUGACUUGAGGGAUGGAAGAGCAAUAUGCAGGUGGGGGGAGAUGGUACUGAGCCCUCCCCUCUCCCCAGCCUGCCACUCUUGCCACCAUGGAGGUCCUUUCCCUGCCGUCUGGCUCCGGGUUGCAGAAGGGAGCCCAGUGCAGUGAAAAGCAUGGGGUGGGGAGAGGAUUUAACACCCCUUGGUUUCCUGCCUCUAUAGCACUUUAAAUCAGGACACACACAUCCCCCAUAUGAGAUUGGGCAGACCUGUGUUUACCUGGGGGCAAACACCGGCCAUUUGUGUGUUUGAAAAACCCUGCACUUCAGAGUACAGAUCGGGAGCUAACAUGGCAUCUAGUUCAGCUCUCAGAAUGCCACUUCUGAGCCUCAAACAGGCCUUUGCAAAACAUGAAAGGACCUGGGAAGGGAUGGACUUGGGCAGAAGGGAGAAUUUUCCACCAAUGCAGCAGUAGGUCAGAAGAAGCAUGCAGAUUUCUCCCGUUAC